Eublepharis macularius is the source of this 2417-nucleotide messenger RNA. It is a transcript of the gene DAXX, whose product is annotated as death domain associated protein. NCBI's taxonomy places the organism in Eukaryota, Metazoa, Chordata, Lepidosauria, Squamata, Eublepharidae. Gene Ontology annotation, molecular function: histone binding. The record is from RefSeq and is a predicted model, not a curated record.
CCGGUUCUGCGCGGCAGGGACGCGAGCCUCUCCGGGUGGAAGCGGCGGCGGCGGAGGGAGGAAGCGCGGCAAGGCAGGGAGCGCGCCCGGCGGGUCGCGCCUGGACUUGGGCCCGGGCCUGGGCCUGCUCGGCUUCGGCCGCCCGGCGCGGCCCCCUCGCCCGGCCCGCCGCCGGCCGCGCCGCCCCCGCGCAUGGGCCCCCCCGCCGCCUUGCCGGGGCGCGGCCGCUGAGCCGGGCGGGGGGCGGCAUGGCCUCGGGCGGGGGCCAGGCGGAGGUCAUCGUGCUGGACGGGGACGGGGACGAGGGCGAGGAGGGGCCGGCCCAGCCCCAGGCCCAGCCCCAGGCCAACGGAGGGGGCCCGCCCGCGCCGGGCAAGGACCUGCGGGCCGAGAACCAGCGGCUCUUCCAGGAGUUUGUUGACUUCUGCUCACAGCACACCAAGGAGCACCCGGAAGUGAUGCCGUACCUGGCUGCUCGGUACCAGAAGGCCAGCCCCCGCUUCGUGGCCUCGGUGGAGUUCCGCAACGUGUUGGGCCGCUGCUUGAGCCGUGUGCAGGCCAGGCUCAGCAAAGUCUAUGUUUACAUUAACGAGCUCUGCACUGUCUUCAAGGCCCAUUCCCAAAAGAGGAAACUGGUGCCAAGCUCCUCCGCUGCCGCCGAGGGCUCCGCUGCCUCCUCUGUUCCCUCCUCGGAGUCGCAAGCGGAGCCCUCCAAGCCCCGAGGGGGCUCCAAGCGGCAGAUCCGUUACCUGGAGAACUUGCUGCAGGUCUAUGCAGUGGAGAUCCGGCGGCUGCAGGAGCGCGAGCUGGACUUGGAGGAGCUGGGCCGCGAGGACUCGGCCUACCUGCAGGAGAGCCACUUGAAGCGGCGCAUGAUGCGGAUCUUUGAGCGCCUCUGUGAGUUCAAGGACUGCAACAGCCUGACGGGGCGCGUCAUCGAGCAGCGCAUCCCUUACCGUGGGACUCGCUACCCGGAGGUCAACCGCCGCAUCGAGCGCCUCAUCAACUGCCCAGAGGCCUUUCCGGAUUACAGCGACAUCUUGAAGGUGGUGCAGAAGGCCAACAUCCGCCACAGCCUCGGCCUGCCCAAGCGCCAGAUGGAGAGCAUGGCAGCUGACGCCUUCCGCGAUGUGGGCAAUCGCCUGCAGGAGCGGCGCCACCUGGACCUGAUCUACAACUUUGGCAGCCAUCUCACUGACCAGUACCAACCUGGUUCCGACCCGGCCCUGCUGGACAGUGAGCUGGCCCGGCGCCUGAGGCAGAACCGGCAGGAGGCCCUGCAGCGCCUGGACCAGGUGAUGUCCCACUAUGCACAGCUGCAAGACAAGGGCGAGGAGGAGGAAUGGCGCCGGAAGCGGGGGCAGCCCCCCAGCAGUGCAGCCAGCCACCCGCCGGGGGAGCCGGCCUCUCCCAAGUCCUCCGAGGGCAGCCUCAGUCCCAGAGCAGCGAGAAAAGCGGCUUUGCAGGCAGACGAGGAAGAGGAGGAAGAGGAAGAGGAAUCCUCGUCUGAGUCAGACUUGGAGGCUGAAUUGGAGCGGAGCCUGGAGGGCAGCGGGGAGGACGAAGAGGGCCCUGCCCCAGGUGAAGACUCCCCGGUUCAGGAGAUGGAGGCUGACCAGCAGAUGGGUGCAGGGUCACCGGAGGUGGUUCUGUACUCUACUGAUGAGGAACUCGAGGAAGAAGAGGACGAGGAGGAGGAAGAAGAGGGGGAGGAAAGAGAGGGAGCCCCGCAGGGGGCAUGUCAGCCUCCCCAGCUCUUUGUGGUGGAGAUCGAAGAGGCUCUGCCCCUGGAAGCCAGUGAGACACCCCCGCCCUCUCCCCCGCCCCCUCACUGGACUGAGGAGGAGGGUAGCUUCCCCCUUUCCCCCCUGCCACUGCAGAAGAUGCAGCCCCCCGUCAAGCGCUGCAGGUCCCUGGAGAACACCGGUGCCUGUGAGGUAGACCAGACCUCCGCCCCCCAGGAUCUCAACGGGCAGCCCCCACCGCGCAAAAGGGGCAAGCAGGAGCUGCAGGUUUCCAAGAGCAGCUGCAUUGAGGUUCCCAGCACUGGCUCUUCCGAAGACGAAGGAGGCACUCUCUGCAGCCCCGCCGCUCCUCUGCGCAGCCCAGCCCCUGUGGCAGAUUCUACUUGUGCCGACUCCCCAGGGCUGGACUUGGUCACCAGUUCCCAGGGGAGCCCCCAGCCACCGCCAGGGGGGCUGGCCACAGUCAGCAAGGCCAGCGUGGCGACGCAGUGUGACCCCGAGGAGAUCAUCGUCCUUUCCGACUCCGAGUAGCCGCCUGCCUGCUUGCUGCCUCCGCUGAAGGCCGGGAGGGGGUCCAGAUGGGAGCAGGACCCUUGGUCCAAGGGGGGGGGGGUUGCUGCUACUGUGUUGGCCUUUGGGCCCCUGCAGGCCCUGCUUGUGGCCGCUGGAAGG